AUGUCCUCCGUACGCUCAGACCACUGUUACCGCGGGAGCUCCACAACAACGCGAGCGGUAGUUGAACCUGCGACACAAAUUACUGCGAUUGUACAUUUGGGAAAUAACUCCAGUUUAUUGAACUAGGUUAUACUUUUCGCAAGUCAGGCUGGUACUGUUCAGGGCUGUCUCUUGUUUGUUGUAUUUUCCGUGUCGUGCUUUUGCUUUUAGCUAUCCUGCUAGGUUGCUAGUUUUAAAAACGGACAAACGGCAUCGCCCCAGACACUCCCAUAAAAGCGUGCGCUUGGAUUGUAGCUGUUCCCGGACUACGCACUUGGUACCUACUACUAAAAUACUUGAGGAACUGCGAGUUGUCAGCAUAUAUAUAUAACAGUAUUCCUCUAAAGCUACCCGUAUCAUGGCCCAAGCCGACAUGGAGAGUGGUCGUGAGGGGGAAGACGGAGAGUGCGAGUCGGACGUAAUUGCGGAGGGUAACCUGCUGGGAGGUUUCGUCGAGAGCACCGAGACCCGGGCGCUGAUCGCCGGGCUCGCUGAGAUGCACGAUGACAUCAAAAACAGGGAGUCCGUGACACAGCGGUUCCUGGUUAUAAUGGACCGAUAUCAGGAACAGCCUCAUCUUCUGGACCCACAUCUUGAGUGGAUGUUGAACCUGCUGUUGGAGCAGAUCCGCAGUGAGCAGUCUCCUCCUCUGCUUGUCCAUUUGGGCUUUAAGUUCCUCUACAUCAUCUCCAAGGUGCGGGGACACAAGGUGUUCAUGCAGCUCUUUCCUCACGAGGUUUCAGACCUCCAGCCCGUACUGGACCUGCUGACCCGCCAGGAUCCCAAAGAUCAUGAGACGUGGGAGACGCGCUACAUGCUGCUCCUCUGGCUCUCCAUGACGUGCCUCAUACCCUUUGACCUGUCCCGGCUGGACGGCCACCUGACCUCUGAACCCGGCCUGGGCAGAGAACCCAUCAUGGACCGCAUCCUGGCUGUCGCCAAGUCGUACCUGACCGUCAGUGACAAAUCCCGGGAUGCCGCUUCUAUGCUGGUUUCAAAGUUUGUGACUCGUCCGGAUGUCAAGCUGAAGCGGCUGGGCGACUUCCUGGACUGGUGCCUGACGACGGUUGCCCAGAGCAACGAGCUGACCAUGGAGGGGACGGUUGUGCUGGACGGGAUGCUGCAGUCUCUGGCUCAGCUGUUUAAGCACGGGAAGAGAGAGGACUUCCUGCAGUACGCCCCGACGGUGCUGCAGUGCCUGGACCAGCGUCGGCUGCCGGAGAGCAACCAGGCCAUGCUGAGGAAGCUGGGGGUGAAGCUGGUGCAGAGGCUGGGCCUGACCUUCCUCAAGCCCCGGCUGGCCAAAUGGAGGUACCAGAGAGGGAACCGGUCCCUGGCUGCCAAUCUGUCCCAGUCCAGCAAGGCCGCAGACCCACAGGGCCCCCAGCCCAGCCUGGAACCGUCGGGCAUGGAGGAAGACUACGACAUCCCAGAGGAGAUCGAGAAUGUGAUAGAACAACUGCUGGUGGGUCUGAAGGACAAGGAGACCAUCGUGCGCUGGUCUGCGGCCAAAGGGGUCGGGAGGGUGACGGGCAGACUCCCUAAGGAACUGGCGGACGAGGUGGUGGGCUCAGUUCUGGACUGUUUCAGCUUCCAGGAGACGGAUAACGCCUGGCACGGCGGCUGCCUCGCCCUGGCAGAGCUGGGCAGGAGGGGCCUGCUGCUGCCCUCCCGGCUUCCUGACGUGGUGCCCCUGGUCCUGAAGGCUCUGACGUACGAUGAGAAGCGGGGCGCGUGCAGCGUGGGGUCCAACGUGCGGGACGCCGCCUGCUACGUGUGCUGGGCCUUCGCCCGCGCCUACGAGCCGCCCGAGCUCAAGCCCUUCGUCACGCAGAUCGCCAGCGCCCUCCUCAUCACGACCGUGUUCGACCGGAACGUCAACUGCCGAAGAGCGGCCUCCGCAGCCUUCCAGGAGAAUGUGGGCAGGCAGGGCACCUUUCCUCACGGUAUCGACAUCCUGACUGCUGCCGACUACUUCGCCGUGGGGAACCUGAACAACUGCUACCUGAGCAUCAGCGUGUACAUCGCAAGCUUCCCAGAAUACACCAGGCCUUUGAUCGACCACCUCGUGUCCAGGAAGGUCAAUCACUGGCAUGGGGGAAUCCGUGAGCUGGCCACGAAAGCCCUGCAUAACCUGACUCCACAAGCUCCUGACUACAUGGCCAACACUGUUCUACCACAGCUGCUGCCCAUGGCAAUAGGACUCGACAUGCACGGACGACAUGGAGCCAUUUUGGCUUGUGCAGAGAUCACCCACGCUCUGUACAAACUCACCUCUCAGACUGACAGGCCAGUCACAGACGUCCUCCCUUCUGACUGUGUGGAGGGGUUAAAGGUCAUUCAUCAGAAGCUCUUUGACAGACAGCAGUACAGGGGUUUUGGUGGAGAGCUGAUGAGACCAGCAGUCUGUGCUCUGAUAGAGAAGUUGUCCCUGUCCAGGAUGCCGUUUAAGGAUGACCCAGUUAUAAGCGGAUGGCAGUGGCUGAUUGAUGACUGCUUGAAGAGUCUUCAUGUGAUCUCCAGCUCAGCUAAGCAAAACAUUAAGGAGGCGGCGGUGUCGGCUCUGGCCGCUCUGUGUCAGGAGUAUUACCAGGCCGAGCCGGGCGUGGCCGACCCCCACAUGCAGGAGCAGCUGGUGAGUCAGUACAUCGCGGCGCUGAGGAGCCCGGAGGCUCUGAUCCGGUGUGGCUGCGCCCUGGCCCUGGGGUCACUGCCCCGAUUCAUGAUCCAGAACAAACUGCAGCAGGUGCUGGAGGGCCUACAGUCAGCCUGCAGAGUCAAUCAGAAGGAAGUGAGUUUCACUGAGGCCAGGAGAGAUGCAGCCAGAGCCAUGGCACAGGUGUGUGAGACAGUGGGGGUGUCUGCGCAGGGGUCUGGGGACUCUGUCCUGUGUGCUGAGAAUGUGUCUGAGGUCUACUUGGCGCUGCUGGACUGUCUCAACGACUACACCACCGACAGCAGGGGCGACGUGGGGUCCUGGGUUCGAGAGGCAGCCAUGAGCAGCCUGACGGAGGUGACCCUGCUGGUGGUGAGCAGCAGCCCCGAGCUCCUUUCUCCUGAGCUCUGCCGGCGCAUGAUGUGCAGCCUGGCGCAGCAGUCGGCCGAGAAGAUCGACCGCUACCGCGCCCACGCCGGCGCCAUCUUCCUGCGCCUCCUCCACAGCAGCGAGCCCGCAGUCCCUCACAUCCCCCACCGGGAGGAGCUGCUGAGCAUCUUCCCCGCGGAGGAGGCUGGCGCUCUGAACUGGAACGCCCCGUCUCAGGCCUUCCCCCACAUCACCCGGCUUCUGCGGCUGCCGCAGUACCAGUACCACACGCUGCUGGGCCUCACCGUGUCCGUGGGCGGCCUGACCGAGUCCACGGUGCUGUUCUCAGCCCAGUCUCUGUUUGACCACAUGAGGACCAUCCAGCAGGACCGGUCCGCGCUGGAGCAGUUCGGGGCCACCCUGCUGCGCAUCUUCAGAGACCAUCAGCGCAACGACAGAGUGUCCAUCCCCCUCUUGAAGAUGGUGGACCAGAUGUUGGCCAACGGCUGCUUUGACAUCUUCACCAGCGAAGACGAUCACCCGUUCUGUGUGGAGCUGCUGGCUCUGUGUAAGGAGGAGAUAAAGAAGUCCAAAGACGUUCAGAAGCUCCGCUCCAGCAUCACUGUGUUCUGUGGGAUGAUCCAGUUCCAGGGGGAGAUCCGGAAGAAGGUUCUGUUUCAGCUCCUGCUGCUGCUCUGCCACCCAUUCCCUGUGAUCAGAAAAACCGCGGCGAGCCAGGUGUACGAGAUGCUGCUCACCUACGACGAUGUCAUCGACCCUUCUGUCCUGGAUGAUGUCAUGACCCAGCUGAGUGACACCAACUGGGAAGAGGACCUGUCCGCGGUGCGCAACUACAGGAAUCAGCUCUGUGACUGGCUGGGAGUUCAGAGGCCUGCUAUGCUUGCCAAGAGCCCAGCUCAGUGACCCCCCCCCCCCCACUACUCAACCACAGCACUGGACAUCACUCGAUCUGAGGAGAGCACCCAUUCGUGCCCCUCCUUUCUCUCCCUCUAUUUCUCUCCCUCUCUUUUCCUUCCUUUCUGUCUGUCUAAUUCAAAUAGGCUUUGUUAGGCAUACAAAAAUGGCACAAUCAAUAAAGUGCAACUAAACCAGUAAUAAUAAUAAUAAAUUGGUGAAUUAUUAAUUGUUAUUUUACGUUAUUAAUGUAAAAUAAUAAUUCAUAAUUAACUAUGUAAAACAUUUAAAAAUAAUUGAAGUGUAAUUUAGUAAAAAUACAGCAGUAGAAACUACACCAUACUGUGCUAGGUGGAAGUGAUGCCACAGCUGCAUGCUCACUUGCCCUCUGAUUAUAGUCGUCCAAUUAAAUUGGGAGUCAAGGAGUUAUUUUACAAUACAAGAAGAAUACCUCCUCUCUCUCACUCCUUCUCUUGCUUUCUUUCUUUCACUCUCUCCAUCCAUCUGUGCAUUUUCGGGUUCAUGUGUAGUCUGGCUGGCAUCCAAUCAUAACCCUGUGAUGAUCUGUCAAUAAACAAACAAAACGGUUUUAA
Molecule: messenger RNA, 4572 nt
Organism: Anguilla anguilla (European eel)
Lineage: Eukaryota; Metazoa; Chordata; Actinopteri; Anguilliformes; Anguillidae
Gene: tbcd
Product: tubulin folding cofactor D
Exons: 39
Coding region: 398-3988 (1196 amino acids)
Biological process (GO): tubulin complex assembly; bicellular tight junction assembly; post-chaperonin tubulin folding pathway
Cellular component (GO): lateral plasma membrane
Molecular function (GO): beta-tubulin binding; GTPase activator activity
Source: RefSeq, a predicted model, not a curated record